Cyprinodon tularosa is the source of this 1510-nucleotide messenger RNA. Its product is annotated as nyctalopin-like. The record is from RefSeq and is a predicted model, not a curated record. Bases 1 to 1260 code for a protein of 419 amino acids. NCBI's taxonomy places the organism in Eukaryota, Metazoa, Chordata, Actinopteri, Cyprinodontiformes, Cyprinodontidae. The transcript has a single exon. Gene Ontology annotation, molecular function: protein binding.
AUGUUUCCAACCUGCAUCCAACCCCCAUCCAACCUGCAUCCAACCCGCAUCCAACUGCAUCCAACCUGCAUCCAACCAUGCAUCCAACCCCCAUCCAACCUGCAUCCAACUGCAUCCAACCCGCAUCCAACCUGCAUCCAACUGCAUCCAACCCGCAUCCAACCUGCAUCCAACUGCAUCCAACCCCCAUCCAACCUGCAUCCAACUGCAUCCAACCCGCAUCCAACCUGCAUCCAACUGCAUCCAACCCCCAUCCAACUGCAUCCAACCCGCAUCCAACUGCAUCCAACCCGCAUCCAACUGCAUCCAACCCCCAUCCAACUGCAUCCAACCCGCAUCCAACUGCAUCCAACCCCCAUCCAACCUGCAUCCACCAUCCAUCCUUCCCUCCACAUCCACAGUAGCAGGUCAUUGACCUCCUGCUUCUAUCUUCUUCUUCUUCUUCUCAGGUACCUGAACCUCCAGGGGAACCGUAUCAAUGUGAUCCAUGACAACGCCUUCCAGGACCUGGUACGGCUGGAGAACUUCUACCUCAAUGAUAACCUGCUGUCGGUUCUUCCCCGACUCCCCUUCAAGGGGCUCAGCCGCCUAAAGAUGCUGAACCUCGGGGGGAACCAGCUGACCAAUGUGUCCAGGACUUGGUUCAGUGACCUGAUGGAGCUGGAGGUCCUGUACUUGGACAGGAACCAGCUGCUGAACAUAGAGGAGGGCUCCUUCGAGAACCUGACCAGCCUGAUCACGCUGCACCUGAACAGCAACAACCUGACCACGCUGCCCUUCAGCGUCUUCCAGCCCAUCUACUUCCUGGCUCACCUGUACCUCUUCAGGAACCCCUGGGAGUGCGACUGCUCCCUGGACUGGCUCAAGCAGUGGAUGGAGAACUACAAGCUGGUGCGGGACAUCCCCUGCGCCUCGCCCUCCUCAGUGGCGGGUCUGGACCUCAGCCAGGUGGUCUUCCCUGCGGUGAACGGCUCCUGCGUCGACCCCAGCGAGCUCAACCUGACUACGGCGUCCUCGGAGCUCAUGUCCACCACGGAGAACCGCUUCAAAAGCCUCAUCUCCAAGCUGCUCCAGCAGGAGGUCAGGGAGGAGAUGGGGAACGGGACUGAGAGUCUACGGAACGGGACCCUGCUGGAUUCAGAGGGGGGCCAGCUGUCGGCGGGGGCCGGGGGGCCCCGGACCCACACCUUCCAUUCUCUGCUCGGCUUCAUGGCGGCAUGGAUCUUCUUUGGUUCGUUUCUCCUGUCAGAAUUCUCCUGAAGUCGCCUCCAUCUGUCAGGCUGACACGGGUAAAAUCUGUGGUUCUCUGGACCUUCUGGACCGUGGCCCAGAAAGUUCUGGUUCUGGAACCAACCUGACUUCACAUAAAACCAAGGGCUUAGAAAAACUUUUCCUUCCUCUCUGAUUUUUCUCAUUUUGCUUUUCUGUCACUUUCAAAUGUUGGAAUUCAAUAAAACUUUCAUAUUAAAGAUAAUCUGAGCAAAAAAUAAAAUCAUUUUUUAUUUAUUGA